AUGCUCACUGCCUACUUUGACCUAGAUACUAGUUUCGGCCUCUUGACCCUCAUCUUCUCCCUUCUCUCUCUCUGGGCUAUGGUUGACACUGUUAACAUGACGCUCGAGGUCCUCGUCCUCAUCGUUGAUAUGGUUAAUCUCCUCCCAUUCUUGCUCCUUCGUGGCGCAAUCUCUCUAUACUUCAGCCUUGUGGCAGUUGUAUUCGUUCUCCCUUUCUACGAGGAGAAAUGGCCUAAGGUGGUCAAUCAAUGGACUCUUCUGAGUCGCCGCGAUAAAAAGAGUGGCCUGGCUUUCGCUUGCGCCUCUCUAUUCGUAAUGGCCAUAUUCUAUACCGUCAUUGGCCUGGUCGUGACGGUGUGCCACUUGUUGCGUUUCGUUCACUCCAGUCUCUCCCUUGCGAUGAUGACCUUGGUCAUCUUGAGCACUCUUGUUUGUGUGGCGUCGUCGUGGCAUCUUCUGUCGAUACUCAUCAAAACCUGCGUUCAGCGCAUCAGAGGUAUAUUUGUGUUUGGCAUUAAACAGCAUACGCCCACUGGUUUGUGGACACUACGAACGACCCACCUUCCGCUUCCCAGACUUACUGGCUUCUCGGGGCUCGUCAUCAUCGUCGCUGCCGACAUUCAUUUGACGCCAGGCGACUCGGAGGAAACCCCACCAGCAAGUUUCCUAGUGUCGUGUUUAUCCAAACUCCUGUCUUUCUGGAAAACGACAACCAGCCAAACUAUUUCGAAACACCUCCAUGUCUCCAUUCCACGCGCGCUGUUUACCCAGCACCUACCACCCAUGAUGAAGCCGGCAUUGCCAGUGGAUACGUCUUCGACUCAAGAGAAUAAUGUUACUGCUUUGACAAUGACUCAACUCCCAGCACCUAACUGGCAUUAUUGUUUCGACCCCGUUCUCUUCAACCAAUUGAAGAUGGUCACCACAUGCAACAACAACAUUCCCCAAUCGAUUAGUCCAACCAUACCUUUUUUCCAACAUACGCUCACUGUGCCGCCUGACUUGUAUGCGACUCUCUUUACCAAUGGUGGAAUGACCGUCAGCCCAGCACCUAAUUUGGCGACUCCCUCCAUUUGCAAUCAUCCUGUCCUAGCGAGUGAACCAUCGAGCGCAGAAACCACUGCAACGCUGAAUCCAAACGCAAAUGCAUUCGUUCCAGCAAAACUUCCUGUUCUUGAAGGCGCCGCUCGUCGCGCCUAUCUCGAGAAACGAUGGGAGCAACGACCUUCCACUGGUCCUCCCGCUUUCUGGCAACCCAGGCCAGAAAUUGCCCAACCACCACCACCACCUCCAAAGCUUCAGCCGGCUUUCAAAAAGUGCCGCAACCGUCGUCCACGACAGAACCGUACUCUUGACCCAACAGGAACAGAGAACCAGAUGCUGUAA
Mycena indigotica is the source of this 1386-nucleotide messenger RNA. RefSeq lists its product as uncharacterized. The transcript has 2 exons. The coding region runs from base 1 to 1386 and encodes 461 amino acids. The record is from RefSeq and is a predicted model, not a curated record. NCBI's taxonomy places the organism in Eukaryota, Fungi, Basidiomycota, Agaricomycetes, Agaricales, Mycenaceae.